Messenger RNA from Mauremys mutica (yellowpond turtle), 7661 nucleotides. RefSeq names its product multiple PDZ domain crumbs cell polarity complex component (gene MPDZ). The transcript has 50 exons. Bases 236 to 6682 code for a protein of 2148 amino acids. The record is from RefSeq and is a predicted model, not a curated record. Lineage: Eukaryota; Metazoa; Chordata; Testudines; Geoemydidae. Gene Ontology annotation, molecular function: protein binding.
GCCACUAGCGCCCCAAUCCUGCGCAAAACCGCGUGCAUUACUUUACUGACUGGCGUAAUCCUGUGUGUUUGCGGGAUCGGGGCCUGAAUUUGCAACCUCCAGCGGCACGGCACUACGCAGCGUCCUGGAUGAGCACAGCUCUCUGCAGGCUGUCUCCACUAACUGCUUGCACAUGUGAGGGAAGUAUAUUAGCUGCUAUUUGCAAUUUUGGGAUAGAAACUGAGCAGUGGAAAACAUGCUGGAAGCAAUAGAUACAAAUCGGGCCCUGCAGGCCGUGGAGCGUCUGCAGGCGAAACUGCGGGAACGAGGUGACUUAGCCAACGAGGAGAAGUUGAGCUUGCUAAAAUCAGUGCUGCAGAGCCCUCUCUUCAACCAGAUCCUGAACCUUCAGACUUCAGUCCACCAGUUGAGAGAUCAGGUAAAUGUCGCACCAUCCAUACUUUCGGCUGGCGAGUUCCCACAGCUUCCCCAUCAUGGUGCUAGUGUGGGUUCCUUGCCACAUAACGAAUCCUAUUUAUUGGCUCAGCAGAAUGGCAGCCCUGCUAAUGUGCUAGAAGCAUCUGUGAGAUCCGUUACUCCUCAGAUUAAUGGGAAAUCCUCCAGCUCCAGUGAUGAGUUGGAGCAACUAAUCAGAACUAUGUCACAGGGUCGCCUCGUCGAGACCUUAGAGCUGGUUAAACCUCCAAGUGGUGGGCUGGGCUUUAGUGUUGUGGGAUUGAAGAGUGAAAACAGAGGGGAACUGGGAAUAUUUGUGCAGGAGAUCCAAGAAGGAAGCGUGGCAUAUAGAGAUGGAAGGCUGAAGGAAGCAGAUCAAAUCCUUGCUAUUAAUGGACAAGCCCUUGAUCAGACAAUUACACAUCAACAGGCUAUCAGCAUCCUGCAGAAGGCAAAAGAUAAUGUCCAACUAGUUGUGGCCAGGGGUUCCUUGCCUCAGCUGAUCAGUCCUGUAGUUUCUCGAUCUCCAUCUGCUGCUAGUACAGUCUCUGCCCAUUCCAACCCGGUCCACUGGCAGCAUGUGGAGACCAUUGAGUUGGUGAAUGAUGGAUCAGGUUUGGGAUUUGGGAUAGUGGGAGGAAAGUCAACUGGAGUGAUAGUUAAAACCAUCCUCCCAGGAGGAGUAGCUGAUCAGCAUGGAAGGUUAUGCAGCGGAGACCACAUCUUGAAAAUUGGCGAUACAGACUUGGCUGGAAUGAGCAGUGAACAAGUGGCACAAGUGCUGAGACAGUGUGGAAAUCGAGUGAAGCUGGUCAUUGCAAGAGGUCCCAUAGAGGAACCACCUCCACCAGCUGUCCCUCCAUCAACCCCCGUACCAACUUCCAUACCAGAGAAACAGGCAGAGACUUCUUUUGAUAUUGAUGAAGAUGGAGAGAAAUUUGAUGUAGAACUCACUAAAAACCUCCAAGGAUUAGGAAUAACUAUUGCUGGUUACAUUGGAGACAAAACCUCAGAACCUUCCGGUAUUUUUGUGAAAAGCAUUACGAAAGGCAGUGCUGUUGAACAUGAUGGUAGAAUCCAUAUUGGCGAUCAAAUUAUAGCCGUGGAUGGAACAAAUCUUCAGGGGUUUACCAACCAACAAGCAGUAGAGGUUUUGCGGCACACAGGACACACAGUUCGACUCACUUUGAUCAGAAGAGGGCUUAAGCAGGACAAUCACAUUCAGCCCCAUGAGGACUUCACUGCUGCUGCUGAAAAGGACUUAAUUUUCCAAACUAUGGAUAACGGCACAGCCAAAGAACAGUGUGAAAGAGAGCAGGGAUCUCCACCACUGCCGUGCAGUGCUGGUGUGGUACACACUGGAGAGGACAGUAAACAACAAGAAUCAGGUUUCCAGCUAACUUCCACAGGAGAAGCAGUAUUGCAGAAUAAAUGGCAGAGGAUUAUGGGUACAAAUUAUGAGAUAGUGGUGGCUGAAGUUAACAAAUUUAGUGAAAGCAGCGGGUUAGGGAUAAGCUUGGAAGCUGCAGUGGGACAUCAUUUCAUCCGAUCUGUUUUACCAGAAGGGCCAGUUGGACGAAGUGGCAAGCUGUUCAGUGGAGAUGAACUGCUGGAAGUGAAUGAAAUAUCUUUGCUUGGGGAAAAUCACAAGGAUGUGGUAAAUAUUUUAAAAGAGCUGCCUAUCAGAGUUACAAUGGUCUGCUGCCGUCCCAUUGCUCCACCCGUCAGUCAGUCAGAGUUGGACAAUCUGACCCUCUCCGAGGUUCAGCUCACAGAAAAGUCUCAUGUAGACCUUGGUGAAGUCAUUGGCUCCUCAGAGACAGAGGGUACUGGCUUGGAAAUGGCUGAUGUAGGUCAGAAUAUUGAUGAGGUGCAAGGAUCUCCUUUGGCAAUGUGGGAAACAGAAAUACAACACGUUGAGCUGGAGAAAGGGAGCAUGGGACUUGGCUUUAGCAUAUUAGACUACCAGGACCCAGUGGACCCGGCAAACACAGUAAUUGUAAUCCGCUCGUUGGUUCCUGGUGGUGUUGCUGAACAAGACGGCAGACUUCUUCCUGGAGAUCGGCUGAUGUUUGUCAAUGAUAUCAACUUGGAAAAUGGCAGCCUGGAGGAAGCUGUACAAGCACUGAAAGGAGCACCAGUAGGAGCAGUUAGAAUAGGAGUUGCCAAACCACUGCCUCUUUCACCAGAAGAGGGUUAUAUUUCUGCUAAGGAAGAUUCCUUUUUCUACACUGCCCAGUCACUUGAGGAGGAAGGGCCGGUUGAUGCAGCCCUCUUCCAUGCUGAGCUGGCUCUGGUGGACUCAAGUGAGGCAGAUCUAGUGGAUGAAUCCACCUUUGAAUCACAGUAUACUUCAGACAAUGAUGACACCUUCCAGGCUUCUGUGUUAGCUCUGCACGGCAGUAGCUGUAGUGAUGGUCUGAACUAUAGCCUCUCUCUUCCAUCAUCAACUCCCAAGGGUGUUAGUGAAGAUUCUUCAAAUGCCUCCAUUGAUUUCCGACCAUCCAACAAGAAUCUAUAUAACAUAGAUCUAAUCCAGGGAGGGGGAGAGAACCAAUCCUUAGAGGACACGAGCAUGGUACCUGCUGGUGGUGUUUCCAAAAAGGAUCCUCUGCCUUCAGAUGUUUCUGAGAAACUCGCUGAAUAUGAAAAUACAGCUGCUUGGACGGAACCUCAGAUGUCAGCCGAAGUUGCACAAAAUACAAACUCUGCUAUCCCAGUGCACCCUGACCUUACUGGAAAAGAUCCAGUGUAUUUAAUGGAAAAGAGCUACCUGACAUCUACUAGUGAGGGAAGUUCCACAAUCCAAAAUACACCUGAAAAUAUGCAUGAGAAGACUAUCACUAUUGCAAAAGGCAAUUCGAGUCUAGGGAUGACAGUAAGUUCCAAUAAAGACGGGUCGGGAAUGAUAGUCCGCAGCAUCAUCCAUGGCGGUUCCAUAAGUCGUGAUGGACGAAUCGGUGUGGGGGAUUGUAUUCUGUCCAUUAAUGAAGAGACAACCACUAAUUUAACCAAUGUGCAGGCCCGGGCUAUGCUGAGGAGACAUUCACUCAUUGGACCUGAUAUAAAAUCUUCUCCAGCACCUGCUGAUGAUCAGGCCCCCUUUUAUGUGAUUACAUAUGUGCCAGCAGAACAUUUGGAAGAGUACAAAGCCAGUUUGGGACAACAACCAGAGGACACAAUACCACUCAAUCUCUUUUCUGCACAUACUGUAAGCAGAGAAAUUCCAGAACUACCUGAACGUGAAGAGGGGGAGGGAGAAGAAAGUGAACUUCAGAAUGCAGCUUAUAGUCACUGGAACCAGCCCAGACGGGUUGAGCUUUGGAGAGAACCUAGCAAGUCGUUGGGAAUCAGCAUCGUCGGUGGACGAGGGAUGGGGAGUCGUCUGAGCAAUGGUGAAGUGAUGAGGGGAAUCUUUAUCAAACACAUUCUGGAAGACAGCCCAGCUGGCAAAAAUGGAACCUUAAAAACUGGAGAUAGAAUAGUGGAGGUGGAUGGAAUUGACCUCAGAGACGCAAGCCAUGAACAAGCUGUGGAAGCCAUACGGAAGGCAGGCAACCCUGUAGUCUUUAUGGUACAGAGCAUUAUAAACAGACCAAGGCCAGAAUCUCUCAAUAGCUCUUCAUCAACCUCUGCUCUCAGUGGGCAGAAACCUACUAACCCAUUUUAUCAUCAGUCAUCUCAGCUGCCUUUCAUGCAGCACAACCUUUUCUAUGGGCCUGCUACCAUCAGCAGCACUAAUCCAUUUGCUGAUUCUCCUCAGUUCAACACUAACAAGGAUGUGCAGAAUCCUGUUAGGGUUGCCUUCCAUUGUUCCCCAACUAACCCUUUUGCCCCCACACCAUUUAAGGCAUCCAGUCAGUCAGAUUCAGAGCCAGAAAAGACUUCAUUUAGUAACUUGCCUCUGCCCCCUCCUUCAGCAUUUUCAGAAAUGAGCUGUGAAAUUGCACAAUCAUCUUCCAGCAAAAUUGAAGAGGAUGUGGAAGAUGAUGAUGAUGAGUUUGGUUACAGCUGGAAAAAGAUCACACAGCGUUAUGGAAAUCUACCAGGGGACCUGCACAUGAUAGAGCUGGAAAAAGGAAGGACUGGUUUGGGACUUAGCCUUGCUGGCAACAAAGACCGGUCCAGGAUGAGUGUCUUCAUAGUGGGAAUUGAUCCAAAUGGGGCAGCUGGAAAAGAUGGAAGGUUACAGAUUGCAGAUGAGUUACUAGAGAUCAAUGGACAAAUUCUCUAUGGAAGAACUCACCAGAAUGCUUCCUCAAUAAUCAAAUGUGCACCAUCUAAAGUGAAAAUCAUCUUUAUCAGAAAUAAAGAUGCAGUGAAUCAGAUGGCUGUUUGCCCUGGGAAAUCAAUAGAACCUUCACCUUCCCCCUCAGGGACUCCUCAAAAUCAAGAGGGCCAACCAAGUGCUACAAAUCCUGUUACGGCUAUAGACUUAAAUACAUAUAAAAAUAUUCAGCAUGUGGAACUCCCUAAGGAUCAAGGGGGACUGGGUAUUGCCAUCAGUGAAGAAGACACACUUAAUGGAGUGGUUAUUAAAAGCUUAACAGAUCAUGGUGCAGCCGCGAAGGAUGGACGGAUCAGAGUUGGGGAUCAGAUCCUUGCAGUGGAUGAUGAAGCUGUUGUGGGCUAUCCUAUAGAAAAGUUUAUCAGUCUGCUGAAGACAUCCAAGACCACAGUGAAGCUCACAAUCAACUCAGUUGAACAUGAUAGUCAAACAUCUCUUCAAGCACCCACACCCCCACUUUGCAGUGCUACCCCAGGCGAGUGGAAGAACAUCCAGCAGUCGCUGAUGAUUCCGUCUUCUGGGUCUCCAGAACCAGAGACAAUUAAAAAUACAAGCAGGUCCUCAACUCCAGCCACGUUAGCCUCUGACCCAGCUACUUGUCCCAUCAUCCCAGGAUGUGAAACAACCAUUGAUAUCUCCAAGGGACGCACUGGACUUGGACUGAGCAUUGUUGGGGGAGCAGACACUUUACUGGGAGCUAUUAUUAUCCAUGAAGUAUAUGAAGAAGGAGCAGCAUCCAAAGAUGGAAGGCUCUGGGCGGGAGAUCAGAUUUUAGAGGUGAAUGGAAUUGACCUCCGGAAUGCCACACAUGAUGAAGCAAUAAAUGUUCUCAGACAGACACCCCAAAAAGUCCGUCUCACUGUCUACAGGGAUGAGGCCCAGUACAAGGAGGAAGAUAUGUACGAUGUUCUCAAUAUAGAGCUGCAAAAGAAGCCAGGCAAAGGCCUCGGAUUAAGUAUUGUUGGGAAAAGAAAUGAUACGGGGGUGUUUGUGUCAGACAUCGUCAAAGGAGGAAUAGCAGAUACGGAUGGGAGACUAAUGCAGGGAGACCAGAUCUUAACAGUAAAUGGAGAAGAUGUUCGAAAUGCUAACCAAGAGGCUGUUGCUGCUUUGUUAAAGUGUUCAUUAGGUAUUGUAAGACUAGAAGUUGGAAGAAUAAAAGCAGGUCCAUUCCAUUCUGAGAGGAGAACAUCCCAAAGCAGCCAGGUCAGUGAAGGAAGUGGCAGCCUGUCAUCAUUCAGUUUCCCACCUUCUGGUUCCAACCCAUCUGAGGGCUUUGAAAGUGGUCUUAAGAAGAAUGCCAUAUCAUCUGAAAUACAAGGGUUAAGAACGGUUGAAAUAAAAAAGGGUCCUGCAGAUUCCCUAGGAGUGAGCAUUGCUGGAGGAGUAGGCAGUCCCCUAGGAGAUGUUCCCAUAUUUAUUGCCAUGAUGCAUCCAAAUGGAGUUGCAGCUCAAACUCAGAAACUCAGGGUUGGGGAUAGGAUUGUUAAUAUUUGUGGAACAUCCACUGAGGGCAUGACACACUCCCAAGCUGUCAGCCUACUGAAAAAUGCUUCAGGCACUGUUGAACUGCAGGUGGUGGCCGGAGGGGAUGUAAGUGUCGUAACCGGUCAGCAACAGGAUCCACCAGCUUCCAGCCUUUCAUUUGCAGGACUAACCUCAAGCAGCAUCUUUCAGGAUGAUUUAGGCCCCCCCCAGUAUAAGACCAUUACUCUAGACCGAGGACAGGACGGUCUAGGCUUUAGUAUUGUGGGAGGAUAUGGCAGUCCUCAUGGAGAUUUACCCAUCUACGUUAAGACAGUAUUUGCAAAGGGUGCAGCAGCAGAGGACGGACGGCUGAAGAGAGGGGAUCAGAUCAUUGCUGUCAACGGGCAGAGCUUAGAAGGGGUGACCCAUGAAGAAGCAGUGGCUCUUCUAAAAAGGACAAAAGGGACUGUCACUCUGACUGUUCUCUCAUGAACCGGCUGUCCAAAUAAUAGGAUCAACAAGAUUCCAUUAUCUACAUUCCACGUAGCAAAGAGAAUGGAAAUGUUUAUGUAGCCUUCUUGCUAUUCCAGCUUUACCAGACUGUUAUAUCACUGAAGAAAAAAUAACACUUAAUCAUAUUUUUGAACACAAUAGAACUAUUUGUCUUACUGUCGAAUCACUGGGAUGGGCUUAUGUAGUCUCUGGCAAAGACUUAAGGUUUUUUAUUAUUAUUGUAAUGAAUACAGGUGACCCACCAGACCAUGAAAGUUUGCAUUAGUAACCGCAUUGCAAAACUGGAAUGGUUUUUGCAAAGAGGCUUUGAAUAUUUGAGAUGGGUGUGGGAGGGAGAAUGUGUGUGCUAAAUAGUCAAGGGGGGAGGAGAUAACUGAGACUAUUUAAAUAGCAGAAAUAAAGUCACCGGAGGAAGAACAGUUUAACAAAAGAAGACAGAUGGAAAAAUUAGUUAGAAAGUCAGUGCUGCUAAUUACAUGCUCCAGAAGCAAAAUAAUUGGGGGGGAGGGGGUUGGGGUUUUUUUUUUUGGUGCUCGGGAGUUGAAAAAUCCACUUGCAGGAAACUUUCCCUGGUGAAUGAGGGAGCCCUACUGUAUCUGCAAUAUCACAAGGAUUUAGGCUUCUCUUUUAAAGUAGUGAAGUUCCUAAGCUUGGUGGGUAUGAAGAUAAUGUUCCCGAUGUGAACAGUAAAAUGAACACUGCCCUCUUCCUGAGUUUGCAGACUGGCAGCUCCAGUGUCACAGUCACUGCUGCGCAGAGCUUCUUGAAGCAGCAGCACAAAUUAACCACUAUGGGUAGCUUCCAUGUCACUAGUCAGAGCCCAGUGGAAAAUAGUGAAAUGGGUGAGGUUUCAUGCUGCUGCUAUUGCUCUAAGCCAGUGGUGAGCAACCUGCGGCCCAUCACAGUAAUCUGAUCGCAGGCCAUGAGACAUUUUGGUGACGUUGACCGUCCCCAGACA